Messenger RNA from Meleagris gallopavo (turkey), 3339 nucleotides. It is a transcript of the gene ADPRS, whose product is annotated as ADP-ribosylserine hydrolase. Gene Ontology annotation, cellular component: mitochondrion; nucleus. NCBI's taxonomy places the organism in Eukaryota, Metazoa, Chordata, Aves, Galliformes, Phasianidae. The record is from RefSeq and is a predicted model, not a curated record.
CCUCCUCCCGCCCGCUUCCGGGGCUGCUUGGCCGGCGCGCUGCUGGGCGACUGCUUGGGAGCCGUCUUCGAGGGCAGGAGCGUGGUGAAGCUGCCCGAUUUGCUGAGCUUUCUCCGCGGCCUGGAGCCGCCGGGCGGUGAGGGGGAACAGGCCGGGAGCGCCCGCAGAGAAACGCUUUCCUACACGGAUGACACGGCCAUGAGCAGAUCUGUGGUGCAGUCACUGCUGGCCAAGCGGGAGUUUGAUGAAGUUGACAUGGCCAAGAGGUUUGCUGAGGAGUACAAGAAGGAACCCAACAGGGGCUAUGGGAUGGCUGUAGUCAAUGUCUUUAAGAAGCUGCUGAGCCCCAAGUGCAGUGAUGUGUUUGAGCCAGCAAGGGCUCAAUUUAAUGGGAAAGGCUCCUAUGGAAAUGGUGGUGCCAUGAGGGUUGCAGGCAUUCCGCUCACCUAUUCGGAUGUUCAGGAUGUUAAGAAGUUUGCAAAGCUCAGUGCUGAGUUAACCCACUCCAACUCCUUGGGCUACAACGGGGCCAUCCUGCAGGCCCUGGCAGUGCAUCUGGCCUUGCAGGGAGAGGUCAGCAGGGAGACCUUCCUUGAGCAGCUCAUCAGCCACAUGGAGGACGUAGAGGCAGAUGAUAAGUCUCUUACUGAUGCCCGAGCGCUGGGAUUUGAGGACUUACCAUUUUCAAGGCGUCUGAAGAAAAUAAAGGAAUUUUUGGAGCUCAGCAGUGUUCCCAAAGCAGAUGUAUUGUUUGAAUUAGGCAAUGGCAUCGCUGCUCUGAGGUCUGUCCCCACUGCCAUUUACUCCUUCCUGCGCUGUAUGGAAGCUGACCCAGAUAUUCCUGAACACUACAACAACCUGCAGAGGACCAUCAUCUACUGUAUCUCUCUGGGUGGAGAUACAGACACCAUUGCUACCAUGGCAGGAGCCAUUGCAGGGGCUUAUUAUGGGGAAGAACAGAUACCCCCAAGUUGGGAGCAGAGCUGUGAAGCUUUUCAAGAGACACAGAAGAUGGCAAAUAGCUUACAUGAACUGUACUGCCAGCGGCUCUGAGCCUGAAGGGAGUGUGUGUCUGGAAGGCAAAGCAGGUGGUUGCCUCUGCUUUUCUGGUCAUAAAGUUGGUGGUGGAUCCGUGCCAUGCAGAUGCAGCGAGCCUCCAUUGAGGAGACACCUGCUGCUGUGAGAAGAGAGGUGGAAGCACAAGCUGGGAUUGAAGAGAUGGGACAUAGCCUUCACUGACAGUUUUGCUGGGAAGUGGCUGCAUGUGGUGCCUUGGACAGUGGGAGCAUCUCUGAAGUACAAGAGCAUCAAGUUUUCAUGAGAUUGCUGCUUGCUUUGUCCCACCCUUCUGUAACUAUGUCAUUUUGUUAUUCCUAGGUGGUGUCUGAAUCCACAGACUUUUUUUUUACUAUUUUCCUCUACUGCCAUGUCCUUCUUUUCUGUUGGUAGCAACCGGUCAAGCAGUGGCUUUCAUGGGAUGCACGUCCUUAAAACACUGACAGGUGAGAGUGUUCAUUCUCCACUGACAAGCAAAAGGAUGAGGGUGGGAGCCUUCAGAAAGCACCCAUGGGAGAGCCUGGAGGAUAUCCUGUGUGGGGGGACAGGUUGCCUCCUUCAGUGUGAGGGAUGGUGCAGAGCAGAGCUCACAGGAAGGUUCACUUCAUUAAAGGCAGAAUGAAAAGUGCCUGAGAUUGGAGAAGAGAUUUCUUUGUGCUGCCAGUUGCGUUUGAAGAAAUACCUUUGGUGCAUGCAUACAGAAUCCCAGUAGGCAGAUUGUUACUGCUGGAAGAAUAAUGGAAUCAUAGAAUGGUUUGGGUUGGAAGGGAUCUUUAGAUUCCAGCCCCCUCCUUUAGGCAGCGACUAGAAGAAGAUGUAACUAAUUACUGUCCCUUUGGUGCCCUUUGCUCUGCAAUCUACCUGACACUGCCCUGACUGCAUUUUGUGUUCCCUUAGAUAGCUGGCUCACGUUUCUGCAGCUACUCCAGCCAUUUCUUAGUUCUAAUCCUCAUAUUCUGUGUUUUUAAUUCUGCCUGUAUGUCCUGAGGGAGAUUGCUAUUUCAAUCUGUGGGUGGAGAAAAAUUGUGAAACACGGUGUUAAGCAAGGACUGAAUUCUUGGUUCUGCUGCAGUCAGUGACAGAACUGGCUUCAGCUGAAAGCAGGAGUUACUUCUCAUAGCUUUCAAACUCUGUUCUCUGUGAAAAGCAUCUGAAAAUAAAGGGAAAGGUUAAAAGAAGAUGAGAAGAAUGUUGGGAUUUGAAGCUGGUACUGUUGGGUAAGAAUAUUCCAGCGCAGCUGUGUUGUUCCAGAGUUUAAAAUCUGAAACUUUUGCCCAAGGGAGCUGGUCAGAAAGGGAAUAACAGCUUGUGUAUGGCACGUCUGAAGAGGGUUACAAGCUUCUAAUAAUUAAAACCAAAAGGGAAGAGGCAAGCAGUCGUCAUAUUGAAGUGUUUCCAUUUGUAAAUGUGAAUGUGGCAAUGUAACUUUAUUAUCUCUCUAAUUGUGACACUGGCCUGUGAAUGUUGUGCACAAAUGGAGUUCACUGCCUUUUGGUAACAGCACAUGGCUGCUGCGUGUUUUGGACUGCAUGCACGUGUGGAAAAUCUGGGUGUGUGGGGUCAUUCCAGACCUUCCUGCCUCUGCUUCCUUCAAGUGCCAGUCUUCUGUGUGAUGCUUUAAUGGGUUUUACUUGUUUAAAUGAAUAUCUUGUUCUGAGACCAUGUGGAAUUUUGCUCUUUUGUAUAUUUAUGUAUUGUGCUGCAGAUCUGAGGUGUAAAAUGUCAGAUUUUUCACAUUUUCCUGCCAGAGAUGUCAACAUAUUCACAGAGCUAUUUAAAAAAAGACAUUUUUCCUGUUAAAGGAGCUGGAGAAUUUGAAAAUGUUUGGAACUCGUGAAGGACAGAAGUUUCCUGUUUAAAAAAUAGAGCUCAUUUUAGGCCAGAAAUGAAACACAUACUGAAACAUUCAGCUCUGCCCCACAGCUGUGGUCUCUGUCCCAUGCCCACAGCUCUGGGGGUCGAGGAGGAUGAAGGCACAGCCAGCCCCAGCUUUGUACAAUAAGUUUUAUUGAUGGUUUGUCAAUACAAUCAAGUACUGCAGUUUUAGUUCUGAAGAGAAGGCCAGUUUCUGAUCACAAAAAGAGUGCAUUUUAAACCAACUUUUACUAUGACAGACAGUGCAUGUAAUAAGUAUUUACAAAACUAAAAACCUCUAUAUACUAGGUUAGAAAUGGAGAUACUAGAGGCAAAUUAAAAAAAAAAAAUAGUAAGGAUUUGUAUAUAAAAAUGCACAUUGUAAUGCAGUUUUCAUCAUUAAAAAUAGACAUACUUCAUCCAACCCAA